GCACGCCCUGAGCGUCACGACUGAGAGUCUCCGAUGGAGGAGGAAACGCAUUAGCUCAUUCUCUCAUUCACAUGCAUGCACCGCCGGAGGAACGCGUUCAGCGGAACAUUAGAGACAGACAGAGGCACGGAGACCGGAGACGCGCGACUUUCAUUUCAUUCUUCACUUACCGAGACUCAGAAACGCGUCGCGAUGUUUGCUGAUUCAACGACAGGGUACGGUUAUGAGGAGUGUAAGGCCACAGCUGAUUGGCUGCUGGCUGAGGCUCCAGUGCGCCCCCUGCUGGGGAUCGUGUGCGGCUCCGGUCUCGGAAGACUGGCAGAAAUGCUGAAAGAUCCGCUGGUCAUCAAGUACAGUGACAUCCCCAGCUUCCCUCGGAGCACCGUUCACGGUCACGCUGGAAGGCUGGUGUUUGGCACGCUUAAUGGAACGCCGUGUGUUUGCAUGCAGGGCAGGUUUCAUCUGUAUGAAGGAUACCCCAUUCAGAAGACCACUAUGCCGAUGCGUGUGUUUAAGCUGAUGGGCGUGGAGACGGUCAUCCUGACCAACGCCGCCGGCGGACUCAACCAGGACUUUAAAGUGGGAGACAUCAUGGUCAUAAAGGACCACAUUAAUAUUCCAGGAUUCGCUGGAAACAACCCGCUAGUGGGAGCAAACGACGAGAGGUUCGGCGAGCGUUUUCCGUGUAUGUCGGAUGCGUAUGACCGUGAUCUGCAGCAGCUGGCUCAUGCGGUCGCAGCGGAGCUGGAUUACUCUGCGUUCAUGCAGGAAGGUGUGUACAGCGCCUUGGCCGGCCCGUCCUUCGAGACCGUUGCCGAAUGCAAAAUGCUGCACUUCCUCGGAGCCGACGCUGUGGGCAUGAGCACGGUUCACGAGGUGAUCGUGGCGCGUCACUGUGGGAUGAGGGUCGUGGCUCUGUCUCUGAUCACCAAUCAGGCGGUGAUGGAUUACGACAGCGAGAAGAAAGCCAAUCACGAGGAGGUUCUGCAGACGGGCGAGCUGAGAGCGCAGCAGAUGGAGAAACUCGUCUCCACCAUGGUCUCCCGCAUGAGCUGCAACAACAAGACACUAAAGCACUGACCGCCAACACAUCCGCACGCACAUCGCUAGACAAGAAUGCUAGUCAUAGAUGUCGGUUUUUCUUUUACAAUGUUUACAGGGACAAAGUGUU
This is a messenger RNA of Sinocyclocheilus rhinocerous, 1171 nucleotides long. Its product is annotated as purine nucleoside phosphorylase-like. Bases 76 to 1080 code for a protein of 334 amino acids. Gene Ontology annotation, biological process: nucleoside metabolic process. The transcript is spliced from 6 exons. NCBI's taxonomy places the organism in Eukaryota, Metazoa, Chordata, Actinopteri, Cypriniformes, Cyprinidae. Gene Ontology annotation, cellular component: cytoplasm. Gene Ontology annotation, molecular function: purine-nucleoside phosphorylase activity. The record is from RefSeq and is a predicted model, not a curated record.